Molecule: messenger RNA, 405 nt
Organism: Micromonas commoda
Lineage: Eukaryota; Viridiplantae; Chlorophyta; Mamiellophyceae; Mamiellales; Mamiellaceae
Exons: 1
Coding region: 1-405 (134 amino acids)
Biological process (GO): resolution of meiotic recombination intermediates; replication fork processing
Cellular component (GO): Fanconi anaemia nuclear complex; FANCM-MHF complex
Molecular function (GO): protein heterodimerization activity; chromatin binding
Source: RefSeq, a predicted model, not a curated record
AUGAUCGACGACGACGAGCUCGAUGACCUCGUGCUGCAGGGUCACGGCGGCGCAAUUGCCGACCCGGACCGCCACGUGGAUGAUCCCAACGAGAAGAAGAAGGAAAAGCUGAACGCGAGGCUAAAGUGCGAGGUGGUCAAGAUCGCCGAGGAGGCUUCGAGGGAGCACGGGGUGCGGAUCUCGCCGAAGUUUGCCCAGUGCCUGACGGAGCUGACGAGCACGUACGUGCACACGCUGGCGGACGAUCUGGCGGCGUUCGCGCAGCAUCGUAAGGGUAAGGUGAUCACGCACGAUGACGUGCUGCUCGCGGUGAGGAAGAUGCCCAGCGUGCUCGAGGGAGUGCAUGCGGUGUUACCACCUGAUCUCGUCGCGAAGAAAAGUAGGCAACCCAAGCUCACGUUGUAG